AUGCCAGCAAAGGUAGAUACCGAUGAGAUGGUCUCGCUAGACAGCGCAGGCGAAACAAUACCAGGUAUAUCAGUAGCAGGCAGCUCAGUCACCUCAGAUGUGCCCUUUGCUCAACCUCUGGCUCCAAAGCUAAACACCGCAUCCAAAACGCAUUCUUCGAUGAUCUACGUCGAGACCAUAAAAGAGAGACAGGUGCGUCUAGGAUACGGCAACGGAAUACUGGACAAGAUCAAAGACUUGCUAGAAAACUGCUACUGGGUGUAUUACGUGCAUCUUCCAUUUUACCUGAUGACCUCGUUCGACGCAUUCUGUCUCCAUUCGUUCUUCCUGACAAUUUUGAGUUUCAGCAUAUUUGGCGUUCUGAAGUACUGCCUGCUGUAG
This is a messenger RNA of Zygotorulaspora mrakii, 381 nucleotides long. RefSeq names its product Tsc3p (gene TSC3). Bases 1 to 381 code for a protein of 126 amino acids. The transcript has a single exon. Lineage: Eukaryota; Fungi; Ascomycota; Saccharomycetes; Saccharomycetales; Saccharomycetaceae. The record is from RefSeq and is a predicted model, not a curated record.